This is a messenger RNA of Labrus mixtus (cuckoo wrasse), 904 nucleotides long. It is a transcript of the gene tigarb, whose product is annotated as TP53 induced glycolysis regulatory phosphatase b. Bases 79 to 894 code for a protein of 271 amino acids. The record is from RefSeq and is a predicted model, not a curated record. Lineage: Eukaryota; Metazoa; Chordata; Actinopteri; Labriformes; Labridae. Gene Ontology annotation, cellular component: cytosol. Gene Ontology annotation, molecular function: fructose-2,6-bisphosphate 2-phosphatase activity. Gene Ontology annotation, biological process: negative regulation of glycolytic process; regulation of pentose-phosphate shunt; positive regulation of DNA repair. The transcript is spliced from 6 exons.
GAGCGCAGGUUCUACGUCACAUAAAUCAGUUGCGCACGCAUCAGCGAGGAAGUAACCUCGAAACUGCUGCUGCUGAAAAUGUUUACAUUCAGUUUGACGCUCGUACGGCAUGGAGAAACACAGUACAACAGGGACAAGCUUCUGCAAGGACAAGGUGUGGACACGUCCUUAUCAGAGACAGGUGUGCAGCAGGGUGAGGCCGUGGGAAGAUACCUCAAAGGAAUCCCGUUCAACCACGUGUUCGUUAGUAACCUCCAACGAGCAGUACAGACGGCUGAACUCAUUCUGAGCAACAACACUCACUGCUCUGGCAUGGAGAUGGUUUUGGAGCCGUUACUCAGAGAGAGGGGUUUUGGUGUUUGUGAAGGUCAUCCUAAAGAAGACCUGAAGAACAUGGCCAACGCCUCUGGUCAGUCGUGUCGUGAUUUCACACCUCCCGGGGGAGAGACUUUGGACCAGGUGAGGCUGCGGUUCAAAAAGUUCCUCAAAGUCCUUUUCAAAGGAUUGUUGGAGGAGCACGGCUGGUCCCAACCAGACGCUUCUGCGGGAUUAUCAGAAGCCGCAAACGGGACCUCGGCCGCCGCCGCCUCCUCGGACACUGCCCCCGCCGGUUCUGCAGACGACGGCCUCCGGGGAGUGUCGGUCCACGCCCUGGUCGUGAGUCACGGCGCUUACAUCCGAGUAGCCAACAAACACCUGGUGGAGGACUUGGACAGCUCUCUGCCCGCGGGGGUGAGGAUGUCCCAGCUGUUCGCACCCUGUCCAAACACGGGAAUCGCCCGUUUCCUCGUCACCUUGAGCAAGUCUGAGUCCGGCUCUCCCGUCCUCACCGCUGUUCGCUGCGUCUUCACGAACAGGAAGAGUCACCUGGACGACCUCCAAGCUGCUGAAUAAUGUCGAGGGG